ACUUGGUGACUAUUUUUUUCUUUUUGCAGUACUGGGUUUGAACUCAGGGCCUUGCACUUGCUAAGCAAGUGCUCUCACACUUGAGCCACUCCACCAACCCAACACUCGAUGACUUUUGAGUUGAUUCCCUCUUAAACUAGAUUUUAUUCUUCAAUCCACGGAUCCCAGUGGACUCACAUGGCUCUGUUACGAAAAGUUAAUCAAGUGCUGCUGUUCCUUCUGAUCGUGACCCUCUGUGCAAUUCUGUACAAGAAAGUUCAUAAGGCUGCUGUGCUCAAGGGUGAAGCAGAUGAUGACCCUGAGGCCCCGGAGGACAUGGAAGAGGAGAUCCCGGUUGUGAUCUGUGCAGCUGCAGGGCGGAUGGGCGCGGCCAUGGCCGCCAUCAACAGCAUCUACAGCAACACGGACGCCAACGUCAUGUUCUACGUGGUGGGGCUGCGGAGCACCCUGCCCCGAAUACGAAAAUGGAUUGAACAUUCUAAACUGAGAGAAAUAAACUUUAGAAUCGUGGAAUUCAACCCUGUAGUCCUGAGGGGGAAGAUUAGACCGGAUUCAUCACGGCCUGAAUUGCUCCAGCCUCUGAACUUCGUUCGAUUUUAUCUCCCUCUGCUCAUUCAGCAUCAUGAGAAAGUCAUCUAUUUGGACGAUGAUGUGAUUGUGCAAGGUGAUAUCCAAGAAUUAUACGACACCGGCUUGGCCCUGGGCCACGCAGCAGCCUUCUCAGAUGACUGUGAUUUGCCCUCUGCUCAGGACACCAGUAGACUCGUGGGGCUCCAGAACACAUACAUGGGCUACCUGGACUACCGGAAGAAGGCCAUCAAGGACCUUGGCAUCAGCCCAAGCACCUGUUCUUUCAAUCCUGGAGUGAUAGUCGCCAACAUGACUGAAUGGAAGCACCAGCGCAUCACCAAACAGCUGGAGAAAUGGAUGCAAAAAAACAUGGAGGAAAACCUCUACAGCAGCUCCUUGGGAGGCGGGGUGGCCACCUCGCCCAUGCUGAUCGUGUUUCACGGGAAAUACUCCACCAUCAAUCCUCUCUGGCACAUUCGGCACCUGGGCUGGAAUCCAGAUGCCAGAUAUUCGGAGCAUUUUCUGCAGGAGGCUAAGUUACUCCACUGGAAUGGAAGACACAAGCCUUGGGACUUCCCUAGUGUUCACAAUGACUUAUGGGAAAGCUGGUUCGUCCCUGACCCUGCAGGGAUAUUUAAACUCAAUCGCAAUAGUUGAUUGAACCCAAUGUUGAAAGUAUUCCCCGUACAAAUGCACAAUUAGAACUGUCCUUUUGUAGCUAGUACAGCACUAUUCUUUAUGAACAGUACUCUUGAU
Messenger RNA from Castor canadensis (American beaver), 1326 nucleotides. RefSeq names its product glycosyltransferase 8 domain containing 2 (gene Glt8d2). Gene Ontology annotation, cellular component: Golgi apparatus. Gene Ontology annotation, molecular function: glycosyltransferase activity. Lineage: Eukaryota; Metazoa; Chordata; Mammalia; Rodentia; Castoridae. The record is from RefSeq and is a predicted model, not a curated record.